Molecule: messenger RNA, 1054 nt
Organism: Asparagus officinalis (garden asparagus)
Lineage: Eukaryota; Viridiplantae; Streptophyta; Magnoliopsida; Asparagales; Asparagaceae
Product: phosphoribosylformylglycinamidine cyclo-ligase, chloroplastic/mitochondrial
Exons: 7
Coding region: 122-1054 (310 amino acids)
Biological process (GO): adenine biosynthetic process; 'de novo' IMP biosynthetic process
Cellular component (GO): cytosol
Molecular function (GO): phosphoribosylamine-glycine ligase activity; phosphoribosylformylglycinamidine cyclo-ligase activity
Source: RefSeq, a predicted model, not a curated record
CGCCGCGGCGCCGUCGGACAAGAACCUCCUCCCCUCCCUUGUCGGAUCCAAACCCACUAACGGGUUCAUACCCUCGACCCGUCUUCUUAGAAUCCCAACAAAUCAAAGGAGAGGGAGAAAGAUGGAGUCUUUGAAGGUCAGUUGUUCUUCCAAGGGCUUGACUUACAAAGAAGCGGGUGUUGAUAUCGAUGCAGGGUCGGAGCUUGUGAAGAGGAUUGCGAAGAUGGCGCCUGGGAUUGGAGGGUUCGGGGGUCUCUUCCCAUUGGGAGAUUCAUACCUUGUCGCGGGUACCGAUGGAGUAGGAACCAAACUUAAACUUGCAUUUGAGACGGGAAUUCAUGAUACCAUUGGAAUUGAUCUGGUAGCUAUGAGUGUAAACGAUAUUGUUACCUCUGGAGCAAAGCCAUUGUUCUUCCUUGAUUAUUUUGCCACAAGUAAUCUCGAUGUUGAUCUUGCUGAAAAGGUAAUCAAAGGGAUUGUUGAUGGCUGCCAACAGUCUGAUUGUGCACUUUUAGGAGGAGAGACAGCUGAAAUGCCCGACUUCUAUGCGAAAGGAGAGUAUGAUUUGAGUGGGUUUGCUGUUGGUAUCGUGAAGAAGGAUUCUGUCAUUGAUGGGAAGAAUAUUGUGGCUGGGGAUAUGCUUAUCGGUCUUCCAUCAAGUGGUGUUCAUUCUAAUGGGUUUUCUCUUGUAAGAAGGAUUUUGGCACGGAGUGGACUUUCUUUGAGCGAUCAACUUCCUGGAAAUAGUGGCAAAACUCUCGGUGAAGCCCUAAUAGCACCCACUGUCAUCUAUGUCAAGAAGGUGCUAGAUAUUAUCAGCAAGGGAGGUGUCAAAGGCAUAGCCCACAUCACUGGUGGUGGUUUCACUGAUAAUAUACCGAGAAUUUUUCCUGAUGGCUUGGGCGCCAAGAUCUUGUCAAAUUCUUGGGAAAUUCCUGCAGUGUUCAAGUGGCUUCAAGAGGUACGGGAUGUCUUAUUUAGAUGUGUUUCUUUGCACUUGUUUCUUGUCAAGUCGUGCAGGCAUUGUCUGUGCGAUAUUGGUGGCAAAAAAUGA